GAUGCACCAGCUAUAUCUGAACAGUCCACGUUCCAUGUGGGUUACCUGCAAACCGCUGCUGUUAUUAGCCACCAGGACAUCAUGCAAGGAACAGCGAACUGCUACGGUAUGUCCCACUUGGUACCUUUCUAUUUUCCAGCCGUGGACUCUGUCGUCUUCGAUUCCUUAGUGGGCUCGGUUCAAGCCACCAAAGUCAAUGUUCCCGCCGAACAUCCUGCUCUUCCCCAAGUGUACCUGGGACCCUUCAGCAAUGAUGCCAGCGCCAUCGUCACCUCUGCUACUUCAGUUGGCUCCCUCGCCACAACCGACAUGCCAGCCUUUCCUUCGGAGAUUUCCCAGGUACACCCUAUCCCAAUUCAUUUUACAAACGCCACAGCCUUGGGUGCUCCACAAGUAACGUCACAGCCCUAUCGAAGGCCUUGCGAGUGGAAAAACAACGAGAGGCGUAUAUGCGGCGAACUCGUCGGUUGGCACUGUCAGGACCAUCUGGCCGUUGUCCACGGCAUCAUCAGCAUAUCAGGCAGCACCCGCAUCACAUGCGGUGUUUGUGGAGAGAAGAAGAAACGUAAAUUUAUUUUAAGGCAUUUUAGAGAGAAGUACAUUGGGUUCCAUCGCACAAAGCAAAAUGCCACAUAGACUAGUAGGCAAAGAUUGCUGUCUUCUGGUUUUACUUAUACUCCAUGAAAGUAUCUCAUUAAUUGUGCCGUUUGGUUACUUCCUGUUGCUCAUUCUUUCAUACGAGCUGUUUUUGUUCCAC
Molecule: messenger RNA, 757 nt
Organism: Pisolithus orientalis
Lineage: Eukaryota; Fungi; Basidiomycota; Agaricomycetes; Boletales; Pisolithaceae
Exons: 3
Coding region: 82-636 (184 amino acids)
Source: RefSeq, a predicted model, not a curated record